Molecule: messenger RNA, 3753 nt
Organism: Pangasianodon hypophthalmus (striped catfish)
Lineage: Eukaryota; Metazoa; Chordata; Actinopteri; Siluriformes; Pangasiidae
Gene: mocs1
Product: molybdenum cofactor synthesis 1
Exons: 11
Coding region: 254-2497 (747 amino acids)
Biological process (GO): Mo-molybdopterin cofactor biosynthetic process
Molecular function (GO): 4 iron, 4 sulfur cluster binding; metal ion binding; cyclic pyranopterin monophosphate synthase activity
Source: RefSeq, a predicted model, not a curated record
GGUCAGCGUCGUGGGCCGUAUUUGCAUUUGUGACGGGCCGCGGGUUGAGAACCACUGUGCUAAUAGUACAGCAUAUACAAGUGAACUACAUUUCCGAUAAUGCAGUUUGAUUUUCUCAAAGCUGAUUGGCUGAACAGAGUCUGACCUCUCUCUGGGCCACGCCUGCUGUGGGCUGUCGCGAGUUGACGCAUGCGCAUGAGCGAGUUGAGGCUUCAGAGUUGGAGCUGGAACUGUGUGUGUAUGUGUGUGUGCGAUGGCCUUUUCUAGCGGCCAGUGUGGCCGGGUUUUCUGCACUAGCGCCCUGCUUCCUCUCCGGAGAGUGCAGGUGUCCUCCAGAGCCCAGGUGUGGAAGCAGUAUUCCGGGGCGACUCGGGGAGAACAUCAGAUUAAACCUGCACAGGCGAGUUCUGCAGCUUCCAGCGUGAACCUCACACACCAAAGCCAGCAGGAAUUAACUAUAGCAGGCAGUCAGAGGCGGGUUUUAAAGGACGUUUUACCUUUCUCGGCGUUCCUCACCGACACGUUUGGAAGAAGACACAAUUAUCUGCGGAUUUCCCUUACAGAAAAAUGCAACCUCCGCUGUCAGUACUGUAUGCCAGAGGAAGGGGUGAAGCUGAGUCCAAAAGAACAGCUCUUAUCUACAGAGGAGGUGCUGACUCUGGCUCGACUGUUUGUGCGAGAGGGGGUGGAGAAGAUCCGCCUGACUGGAGGAGAACCCCUUAUCCGCCCUGACGUCCUCCAUAUCAUUGCGGAAAUGAGGAAAUUGGAGGGUCUGAAGACCAUCGCUGUCACUACUAAUGGCAUGAACCUUGCCAGGCUGCUGCCCAAUUUAAAGAAAGCUGGAGUGAACUUGCUCAACAUCAGUCUAGACUCAUUAGUGCCAGCCAAGUUCGAGUUCAUCGUUAGACGCAAAGGUUUCCAUAAGGUGAUGGAAGGUAUUGAUAAGGCCAUUGAAUUGGGUUACAAUCCAGUUAAGGUGAACUGCGUGGUGAUGAGGGGCCUGAAUGAAGACGAGCUGCUGGAUUUUGUGACUCUGACCGAGAGGAAGCCUCUAGAUGUGCGCUUCAUAGAGUACAUGCCCUUUGAUGGCAAUAAGUGGAACUUCAGGAAGAUGGUGAGUUAUGCAGAGAUGCUGGACCGCAUUAAGCAGCAAUGGCCCAAUCUGGAGACGCUUCCUGGGGACGGGACGGGGACCGCCAAGGCUUUCAGAGUACCAGGAUUUCAGGGCCAGCUGGGUUUCAUCACCUCCAUGUCAGAUCAUUUCUGUGGCUCCUGCAACCGUCUGCGCAUCACAGCCGAUGGCAACCUGAAGGUAUGUUUGUUCGGAAACUCUGAGGUGUCUUUGAGAGACUGUCUGCGCUCUGGAGCAUCUGAUGAGGAACUUCUGCAGAUAAUAGGAGCUGCAGUGGGGCGGAAGAAGAAACAGCAUGCUGGCAUGUUCAAUAUAUCCCAGAUGAAGAACAGGCCAAUGAUCCUCAUUGCUAGAGAAGGCAGCCGGCCUGUGCCCAUGUUGAGAAGUGAGCAGAGGAGGUAUCCGGUCCCUACUUUCCACACACCUCUGCCAGGCCGAGCAUUGCCACACUUUGAGAAACCUCACUACCUACACCACAGCGGCCAGGCUAGUGAGGAAUUAAGCAACAGCACUUUUACCAUGAAUGCACCAGCUUCUACAAACUCUGGCAUCUCUUAUGAAAGUGAGACGCCACAAAAUGUUUACCAUGUCCAUCAGGUUUUCCCUGAGGAAUUUUGUAGUAAUGCAAUUCCUGAUUUUGAGUAUGCUUCCAGUUAUGAAACACGCACAGAUAGGUUUGCACGGCUGAGACACGCACACAGACCUGUUGGCUAUCUCAGGCACAACUCGCUAAGGGACAUCCAGUCUUUCUUCACAUCUCUUCUUAGCACUUUAAUCCCCAAACAGAAACACAUAAUGCAGCUGAAUGUAAGGGAAUGCCACAACCAAAAGGAUGCUUGCGAAAGCUUUAGUGUAUCACGUCACACCCCAAACCAAGAUGAAACGUCUGACAAGCUGACCCACACUGACGCGCAUGGCAGAGCCUCGAUGGUGAACGUCGGCGAUAAAGCAGUGACGCGGCGAACUGCCACAGCAAGUGCACGCAUUCUUCUAGGCUCCAAAGCUUUCAGCCUGGUCCGUGCCAACCAGAUAGCUAAGGGUGAUGCUUUGGCGGUCGCGCAGCUAGCGGGCAUCAUGGGCGCUAAGCAGACAUCUGGUCUCAUUCCUCUGUGCCACCCUGUAUCCCUCGACCACACCUCCAUCACUGUGGAGCUACUGGAAGAAGGGCAUGUGGCUGUUGUCUUGGCAACAUGCCAGGCAACAGGCCGCACUGGAGUGGAGAUGGAGGCUCUGACUGCGGCAUCAGUCGCUGCCCUGGCGCUCUAUGACAUGUGUAAAGCAGUCAGUCGUGAUAUAGUUAUAACUGACAUCAGACUUCUGAGUAAGACAGGAGGACAACGGGGUGAUUUUCAUCGCACCAGCUAAUACAGAUCAUCCAUAAAUAUAAUGUAGCUAUAUCAAUCUGACGCAUUCACCCAUAACAAAGCUCUUACAAAUCUUUAUUGUGCCUUUAGAAUUCUUUAAUAUUGUAUUCAUACACUUUGUAGUGUUCAUUGCCUUUGUAGCAGAAAAACUAAACUAUAUCCUGACUCAAUUUUUCCGUAUUUUUUGAGAGUAACGUUUGAAAGACAUUUGUGAAGUCUUGAUGAGUGUUAAUGAGAUACAGUGCUACUUUUUGAAAGGGUAUUGUUGUUGUAUUAGGAUUGUCAUAUGAGCAGAAAGCUCAUAGUGAUCUAAUCAUUAUGAAUGUGUUAAUGAACUGUGAAUGCAGGGAUCCAAUCACUGUCCUGAUCUGGUGGUUGGUUAUCUGAUUAUCAAAUAUAGAGCAGCCUGUAAAGCUAUUGGACAAUGUUUUUGUUGUUUUACUCUGUAGAGAAAUAUUGCACCUUGCUGCAAACAACUCUUUUCACCUCAUCUGAAAGAUUAGGGUGAAGGGUGGAGAUUCAGGGACUGUGAGGUGUUGUAAUGUUGCUGGACCUGGGCAGCACCAGUGCCAUUCAGAUGGUCUUCAGUGGCUAUCAGGGUCUUGAUAUGUGCCAUUAAUGUAUUUCCCCACAUCACACUGCCACCACAGAUAUGUGCUGAAACUAAACAUGAUGGCUCAGAGUUGUCAUCAUUGCAUCAACCUGAUACAAAAGGAACCAGGCAAGUUUUUCUACUUUCCAGUUUUGAUGUUCUUGUAUCUACUGGAGUUCUUGAUCUUCAUUGACCACGUUUGCAACUGACAUGGACUUCAGCUGUCCCGAAGCUGAUUAUUGGACAUUAUAGGAGAAGUUAGGCCUGGCAUGCCUAGUCCCAACUAUCAUGCCAAUAAGUUAAUCAAGAAGUCAGUAAGGUAACUCAUUUUGUGAAAUCCCACUGAGUUGAACUGACCGAUGAUAGAAAGUUCCUCAAUCAUCCUCAAAAAAACCACUUUAUGUCUGAUAAGUUUGAUGCAACGAACAGAGAGGAGAAAAUGUCCCAUUUCCUCAAAGACUGCAAAGAACACAGUGGGUAGGAAACCAAAGAAAGUUAGAGACACUAUUUGGUACAAAUACCUGUUGAUUGUAAAACUAAUCAUUAUUUCACUAUUCCUGUAACCAUAUACAAGUUUGCAUUUGUGUGGUGGCUUAGGAAAACCUUUCACACUGAAAUGUUGACAUUUUCUCAUAUACAAGACUAAAGACUGUUCUGAACUGAAA